CAGCGGCUCUAUCUAUCUUCCAUUCACAUCAGAGUCUCUGUCAGCAUCAGAUAAAGCGCUGUCAUGGCGCAAAGUGGGGCAUCUCUUUCUCCAAAAGGGACCCUAUCGGCGCACCUUUGUGGCGCUCUGGCUUUGCUCGUGGCGUGGAUCUCCGGUCUGGGAGCCUUGCGGAGUGACAGCGUUGUCUUUAAGCGAAGCCUUGGGGAGGCAUCGUUCACCGGCAACGACGGGGCGCUUUGGGGAAGCGACGCCGAGGACGGGACUGGUUCUGCAGCUGUACGUUUAAGGAAAUCCCUGUCCCAGGAAAAAGUGUCCCUGCUCAGCAGCUCUUUCGUGCUUAAAGGGGAUGCUACUCACAAUCAGGCGAUGGUGCACUGGACCGGGGAGAACAGCAGUGUCAUUCUUAUCCUGACUAAAUACUACCAUACGGAUACGGGGAAGGUUUUGGAAAGUUCUCUUUGGCGAUCUACAGACUAUGGGACAACAUAUGCCAAACUGAACUUGAUGCCUGGUACAACAAUUGUUGUCACUAAUUUUUACAUCUGUCCUUCAAACAAGAAAAAGAUUAUUCUGGUCAGCUCUACUAUCAAUGACAGAGACCAAAUGCUUUUCAUCAGCACGGAUGAGGGAGCAAACUUUCAAAGACAACCUCUCUUGUUUUCUGUGGAGACACUGGUGUUCCAUCCCAAAGAAGAAGAUAAACUACUUGCUUACAGCAAUGAGAAAAGGCUCUACGUAUCAACGGACUUGGGCAGAAAAUGGACUUUGCUUCAAGAACGAGUGACAAAGGACCGUUUUUUCUGGUGUGUUGCAGGUGUUGAUACUGACCCUGAUUUGGUUCAUAUGGAAAUGCAGGAUUCCAGUGGAGGCUUUCUUUAUGUGACCUGCUUGAUUCAGAAUUGCUCUGAUAAAAUGGUGACAGCACAGUACCUUGGCAAGAUUGACCAAAAUUCUCUUGCUGUGCAGGAUGAUUAUAUCUUCGUUAAGGUAACAACUGGAAAUCGGACGAAGUAUUAUGUUUCCUAUCGACGAAAUGAAUUUGUCCAAAUGAAGUUUCCAAAAUAUGCACUACCUAAGGAUGUGCAGAUCGUCAGCACCGAUGAAAGCCAGGUAUUUCUUGCACUUCAAGAAUGGUACCAGACAGACACUUACAACCUCUACCAGUCAGACCCACAGGGUGUCUACUACUCAAUCGUACUUGAAAACGUCAGAAGCACAAAACAGCCAGAGGAAAACGUGCUGAUAGACAUUUUGGAGGUGCGUGGAGUCAAGGGAGUUUUCCUGGCUAAUCAAAAAGUAGACGGAAAGGUCAUGACUCUUAUUACCUACAAUAAAGGCCGGGAUUGGGAUUUUCUUAAUCCACCAUCCAUCGAUAUGAAUGGCAAGACUGUGAACUGCAAACCGCCAAAGUGCCAUCUUCAUUUACAUCUUCGCUGGGCAGACAACCCCUAUGUCUCAGGCACAGUGCAUACAAAGGACUCUGCACCGGGGUUAAUAAUGGGAGCAGGCAACCUUGGCUCCCAGUUGGUUGAAUAUAAAGAGGAAAUGUAUAUUACAUCGGAUUGUGGGAAAACAUGGAGACAGGUGUUUGAAGAGGAACACCACAUUUUGUACCUUGACCAUGGAGGAGUUAUUGUUGCAAUUAAGGAUACUUCUAUUCCCCUUAAAAUUCUCAAGUUUAGCAUUGAUGAAGGACAGACAUGGAACACACACAACUUCACCAGCACUUCUGUAUUUGUUGAUGGGCUGCUCAGUGAACCCGGAGAUGAGACCCUUGUUAUGACAGUUUUUGGACAUAUCAGCUUUCGCUCCGAUUGGGAGUUAGUGAAGGUGGACUUCCGGCAGUCUUUCCCACGUCAGUGUACCGAAGCAGAUUAUGACAGCUGGAAAGUGACCAACCUGCAGGAUGAGCCAUGCAUUAUGGGCCAGGAGAGAAGCUUCCGAAAAAGAAAAGACACAGCGCUUUGCAUCAAAGGAAAGAGUUUUACAUCUACUUUGACAUCCAAGCCUUGCCAGUGUUCAGAGAAAGACUUUAAUUGUGACUAUGGAUUUGAGCGUGCGGCCAGCCUUAAGGCUGAAGGAGAUCGAUGCUUUGCUGACUUCUGGCAUGACCCUGAUUCUCCUCCUGAUGAUUGUGUGAUUGGCCAGAGCUAUGCAUCAAGCACAGGAUACAGGAAAGUCGUCUCUAAUAUUUGUGAAGGAGGAGUUAAUAAGCAGCAAAGCUCUAAGCAGCACACUUGUCCUCUGCUGCCCCCUAGAGGUCUGCAGCUUGGCAUCAAAGGAGAAACGCUGGCAGUGGGGCCUGGCGAUGACAUCACAUUUAUUGUUCGUCAAGAGCAGGGGGACACCCUGAACACCAAAUAUCAGGUGGACCUUGGUGAUGGAUUUCGGGCAAUUUAUGUAAACUUAACAGUGACAGAUGAGCCUAUUCAACAUCGAUAUGAAAAGCCAGGUAUCUACCGAGUCACAGUCAAAGCAGAGAACGUAGCAGGCCAUGACGAAGCAGUAGUCUACAUUCAGGUUAACCCUCCCCUUCAGGAGGUUCAUUUAGAAGUGGUGCCUGUCGCUGGGAGGAAUCAGAAAGUUAACCUCACAGCUGUGGUCCUGCCUGCGAGAAACAACCUGACUGUCUUCUACUGGUGGAUUGGAAACAAUCUGCAGCCAGUUCUCUCACUAGCAAACAGUUUGAUCACCAAGUUUCCUGAGACUGGGGAAGUUAGUGUCACAGUUCAAGCUUCAUGUGGACGAUCCAUGGUCCAGGAUACCAAAUUAGUGCGUGUUUUUGAUCAGUUUCAGGCUCUUCCUUUGAAAUUCAGUAAAAACCUUGAUGCCUUCAAUCCAAAUAUCCCUGAAUGGCGUGAAGACAUUGGGCGAGUUGUCACUAAAGCUAUAGCAAAGAUAACUGACAUCCCAUUGGAUGAUUUAGUAACUGUUGUGAAGCCCGGCCUCCCAACAACUGCAGAUUUAUAUGUGCUUCCUCCUAAAAGUACACCAAAGAAGAAAAGAAGUCUGUCCACUGAUAAGAGAAUUCCUGCAAUAAAGCAAAUCCUUAAUAGUAACAAUGUCAGCUUUAUUGUGCGAGGUGGCUUGGUGGUGUUAGUUAGCCUUUCUGAUUUAUACUUAGAUUCUCACAGGGGUGGUAUUGGCAGUGGAUUCUGGGCCCUAGCAGUAAUAUUUGUCAUAAGCCUCGUUGCAGUAGGCGCUUUCAUUCUCUAUAAGUUUAAAAGAAAAAUGCCUGGUAGAAAUGUAUACGCCCAAAUGUACAAUGAAAAGGAACAGGAAAUGACUAGUCCUGUCAAUCACAGUGAGGACACGCAGAACAUCAUCCAGGGAGAGGAGUUUAUAGAUGAUGAUCUCGAUUCACAAACAUUAGGAAAUCAUUCUGGUGUGGUCUUGAGCAUAAACUCCAGAGAUCUGCACAGCUACCUGUCCAGCUGAUGUUUGCAUUUCUAAACAAACUGCAAAGACUUGUCUCUCUCUAUCUAUUAAUUGUUCGGUUUUGGGACAUCGAGGCAGAAGCAGGGAAUUCAGGAUUCGUUAUUGAACAGACUUCAGCCAGUCAGCUCUGUUAUGAAACAAAAGGAGACUCUCCAUAAUGGACAUCAGAAGAAAGCAACAGUUUGUGGCAUUCUUAAUCCUCUACUUAGCACGAAUACAACACAAUAUGCCCACCUCCCCGCUCCUGCCCCUUACCACACACAAAGAGCCCAGAUAUUUGAAAAAGGACACGGGGCUACCGUUUUUUGUAAUCAUCCAUAUCUGAUUUGUAGGGAGUGGUGUUCAAAUCAGAGAGCACCCAUAUCAGUAGUUAAAUGAAGAAAGAUGGCUCUUCCUGCUUUUUUGAUCCUUUUUGGUACAUACUAUUUAACCCUGAGAAGAUUCAAUUCUGUGAAGUUUUAGGGGAAAAGGCAAACCUCACCACUGCAUACAGCCUUUUCUUUCCGUCCUGGGCAGUACAAGACAGUUGCCUUUAGUGUCACCCUUUCGCUGUUAGUGCAGUUUGGCCUCAGUCACCCACAAACUGCCAAGUCAGACAACUUUUUAGGUCAGCUCUAAUUUAUCAUUAAUGAUUAGGUAGCUUAACUUCUAAUUCUUGACUAUUUCAAUUGACAGUAACUGCUCCUGACUUUUCCUAACAAUGGGAUAAAACAGACAAUACCAUUCAUAUUGGAAAUCUUCCCAGUCACUUGUCAGUGUCGUAUUUGCACCCAUACGCUUAGCUCAGCACAUCAGUCAUUUCUCUAAAAGCAUGCGUUUGUAUUAAUUUUUAGAAAUCUAAGGCAUAGUCUAACCCUCUGUGACGUGCACAUGGCUCUUCUGCAACAGGUUUAUAAAUCUCUAGACAGCUUUACUAAAGGAAUGUAAUUAUGUUCUGGGAUUUUGUACCUCCAUUCGUCAUGAUCAUAAAAGGAUACAUCCAACAAGCUACUUCUGGGCCAAAAAUUCUCAUUAUCAUCUCUCUCAUCUGCUGUUUUGGCUUCACUUGCUUUGUUAAUUUGGUGUGAUCGUCACUCCAGUGGGUGCAGGUUUGGGAACCUUUCCUUUUUACUUCCUUACUGCAACCAAACCAACCAACCAUAAUGUUCUGUUCGGCUAAUUUGAUGCAAACUGCAAACUUUCUCUACUAAAUUGCUAUUGUUUUCCUAAUUAGUUUGAUUUUAUUAGUUUAUUGGUAGCGUCAUGUUUGCAAAUUGCACACAGAGGUCCUUGUAUAAAUAUGGCCUCCUUUACUCCACACUUCAGACGUCUGUACAAGACAUGAUAACCACAAACAUUGCCUUAUGCCUUCUUCACAUCAUUUUAGAAGUGAAUUAAAGCCCCUCAAGACUUGAAGUCAGCUGUGCCUCCUCACAGUUAAGCUCAGGUUACUAAUUUUUCAAUUUUCAUCUGUAAAGCAAAUCAUUUCUUUGUAACCAUCUUCCUAUGAUAUAAAUUUUAAUUAUUAUUUACUCAUUUUUUAAAUAUUGCUAUGCCACUGACUCUUCAAGAGCUUUUUAAAUUAAGUGAUUUUUGCAACCAUUUAAUCCCAUUUGGUGUUACGGCUCACAGAGGAGUGACAUUCUGUGCUUGUUAUCUGGAACUUAAAAAAUAAAAACAAUUGCUGUGAAAUCUGCUUUUUCUGGGAAAAAUGAUUAUUAAACCUGCUUAAAACAACAACAACAAAAAAAACAGUGACCGAGCCAGUACAAUGUCACCAGAAAUGACACAUAUCCCUGUUAUAUUCUUACUACAAAAAAAAAAUCAAAAGUAAAGAAAUCUCGGUGAGGCCGUUUUGAGCAGCUGUACAGGGAGGCUUGGAGGCAAAGGCUCAUUUUAAGGGGAUAUCACUUCUUAGAAGUGUGUUGUACAGAGGUGUUUUGAAUCAGUCCAGGCCCACAGUGAGCGCCUUAUCGAGAAUUACCAGUUAGUCAGUCAACACCUCGUUCUCUGCAUUUUCUUUCAUGGGUUUUUUCCCCAUAAGUCAUUUCUUAAUAAAGUCCACAGUUCACUGGAGUGUAGUCCUUGAUGGUUCAUUACACUAUGGAGCAAAAGAGGACACAGAAGAAAUCCAUUGAUCUGCUGUUUGUACUCACUUUUUCUCAGGGACUAGAGUUCAGUAGGAACCAACAGUGAAUCUCAAACCAGGUUAUCACUCGCCACAUGCUGACCCUGAGAAUAUGUCACCCAUCGCCAACUUGUGGUUGCACAGACACACAGUGUGCUGCCACUUGAAGUCCAUUCCCAGAUACAGCGUACACAAAGGAAUAAAUCAAUGCAUGCUAAAGAUUGAAAUUGCAGGGAUGCACACACAGGCCAUGGUUUGUGAUUGGAUAAAUGCAAAUGAUCUCCCACAUCAUCUUCAACACUCCAUUUAGGCCAUCUAAAGUUGGCGUCUCCCUUCACAAUUUGACAUUGAAAAUAGAGGUGUCCAUACAUUACUUGGUCUGUCGCUAAUACACACAUUGUGGCCAUGGUAGGGUGUGGAAUUCUCUGGCUACAUAGACGACUGUUUUCCAUAUUUUAUUUUUUGCCAGCUUGGAAGACAGGUGAUGAGUUAAAUGUUGGUUGGACAUGCAAGUAAGAGUUACACCUGCAAUUCAAACGCUUUGUUCAAAUCCAUCUCUUUGUUUCAUGAGCCUUCUUCUUAUUUAACGGAGUUCUGUGAAGUCAGUCUGUUCAGGCAACCUUUGAUGUAAGAUCUCACGUUGUUAUGUUCAUAUUGGACUGGAAGUGAACUUUAAAUAAACAGGAUAUUAUUUACAGAAUGACAGAGGAUUUUCACAAUGGAAUUUCCAGAAACACGCAAAAGUUUCAUAUUGUAAUAAGAUCUUUCUUUGGCAAAACCCAAACGUUAACCAGAAUCAAAAGUUAAAGUUGAAAAUCAAAAACAGAAAAUCUUAUUUUAUUUUUUAUAAAUUAAGAAAAAGAAGAAUGCAUUGCAUUUAUAUGGUGCUUUUCAAUACACUGAAAGUGCUUUAUAUUGAGAGAGGGAGGUUCAACCACAUGGACGAUGCAACAGCAGCCAUUUUUGCGCCAGUACGCACACCACUCAUUAGCUAUUAGGUAGUGAAAGGGUGAGAAAAAUAAAUUAGCCAAUGUGGGACAGAGUAUGAUUAAGUGGCCAAAAAUACCAGGCCAUGGUGGGCAAUUUAGUUAGGACAUUACAAAACACACUACUGUUUACGAAUGAUGCCCAGAGAUCUUUUAUGAUCACAGAAAGUCAGGGCCUCAGUUUUAUGUCUCAUCUGAAAGAUGGUGCUAAUUUAUACAGCACAGUGUUCCCAUCACUGCACUGGGGCAUUGGGAUCCACACACGGGCUACACAGUAGGCACACUCGGCAGGCCUUACCAACACCUCUUCUAAGUUUUUUCUAGCUGGUCUCCCAACCUAAUACUGGCUGGGCAUUAAGUCUUUUGUGAGUUGUUACAGUUUGGAAACUUUACAAAAAGUAAGCUCAUGAUGUCAUGCAUUGAGAAGUGCCCAAAGCACAAGACCAGCAACAAACUUGAUUGCUAUGGAGGUGUCCAUGGAAUAUCACACUUACUCUACAUUAUUAUUUUGUACUAAUUUUUACUAUUAAAUACUAUUAAAUUUACUAUACUAUAAAAAAAUACUAUACUAUUAAUUGUUACCUUAUUUUUAUUCUGACAUUGCCAUUUGGUUUCUUAUGAAUGUCACCAUUUUGUGACUAUGAUUACUAGCACACAUGCCAUAGCUGGACAGGUUUGUAGUUGCACUUAACAUUGACAUGCAGAAACUAUUUAAGAUGGCGGCACACAGUCUUUGAUGCCCAAGUCUUUGGAUUCUUACAAAACUAAGUUAAGACUAUAAAUUCUUACAAAAGUUUGGAGAACGAUAUUUUAGUUUUGAUUUACAAUUUGCUUUACUAUUGAAGUACAUUUUAGUUUUGCCAUUAGUCUUCUAAACUUCUUUUCUGGCCCUGAUAUUUGCUUUGACUUCCAACCAUACUAAGUGUUCUCCCUAAAUUCUUUUCUUCAUCUCCUGGUCUCUGCUCUAUUAAAAUUCUGUCCUUUUCUACAAGUCCAUUCCACCUUGGCCACAAUAGUAAUCACAAAAUAUUUCAAAGAAGAAAAUAAAAAAUAAAUAUAAAUUAAUAGCACUUGAGAGACAAAACUGAUGUCCAGCACACUAAUAACACGUGGAUGCUUGCAUGAUCUUUUCUAACGAACCUGUUUAUAAUUACCAAAUAAGCUAAAAUCCAAUUCCCAUGGGAAAUAUGAAAAUGUUCCUGUUUCCUUCAUUGCUCUUGUAUUUUGCAAAGAGCCUCCAUUUCUUUUCUUUAGCAUCACUAGGCUGCUUAUUCCUGGGACUCCUAUGAAAUGCGACCGCCUUGUUAAUUUUAUAAUGUACACCUGCACAUAACACAAAGCUAACAGAUGGAAGCGUAUGCAAAAUGUCUAUAAAGAUGACAGCAUCCUCCCACAUUCAGACCUGGCAGCACUGGAUGUACAGUAAGUUAGGAAUCAUCUCAGCAGGUCUGUCAAAGUGAACAGUGUUGCACAUGCCAACCCUCACUUGACCACAACUGAUGUGUGCACAUACAAACAUUCAAAAAGCACACAGACAGGGACGCCUCCUGGACUCGUAAUGGCACUGCCUCAUCCAGCAUAACAGAAUGUUGCCAUACCUGUUUAAUCCAGUUUAGGGUCACAUGGGGCCAGAGGCUAUCCCAGCAGCACUUCAUCCAAGGCAGGAUAAUGUCUUGGAAUUGAGUGCUUAGUAGAAUCUUUUUUCCCAAGAAACAUUAAAGCAAAUCCUUGAAAUUGGCAUCUAACUGCAGUUCAAGGCAGGUACUGAAUGAGAAACCAAAUACGUGGGAAUUUCAGGGGGACCACCAUGCAGUACCUUUGUAACUGAAUGUAGGACUUUGGUUGGGUAGCUCAGAAAGUGGGCUGCCAUUCAAACAGCGGGUCUUACCUGCUUCUUUGUCCGACUGUCCCAGGCUUGUUUAUAACAAUUAACUAAAUAGCUGAGACGCCCAGCCUUGAAAUACACGUGCAUUGUGAUGGGCCUCCCUACUUAAGACUGAAAAACUAUGAGAUGACUGGGGGAAGUAGUAAGUGCAUUUAUUUCAACACAUACCAAAAGUGAUCCUGUGAAAACUGACUGACUGGCAGGUAGACCACAACUGAACUGUGCCAUCCACAUUUAUUUAUUCAAGUCAUUUGGACGACAUGGAAUGAGAAAAACUCCAGCGACAUAAUACACAUUGUCCCGUUCACCACAACGAUCAAAGACUCUGCACCGCUGUUUCCCUUGCAUUCUAUUUUUGUCCAGAAUAUUCCUUUCUUUUUUCUUCUCCACUUUCUUGUUGUGCGUUCUGUACAUCCACACUGUUGGCACCCUGUGCCAUUGACACUUACUUGUACAUCUAUUGUACAUAUGCUGAUGUUGGCUUGUUAGUUUUAUAGUGUUGUGAUGUUUGUAAAACUCUUCUGGGGCAAUGGAAAAAAAGAAGAAAAAAAAAGAAGAAUAAUAUACAUAUUUGUUGGGGUAUUAACUGUUGACACAAAAUUGUGAAUUGACUACACAUUUUACUCUUAAUGUUUUCAGUAAAUGUUCAAGUAUUCAGCAAAACUGUAGUGCACAUAACCAAGCGUCUACAAAAGGGUAACCACGUACUUCAUUUUAACUGUAUAGAUUUAUUAUAAAUAUAUAUAUAUAUAUUUUUUAAUCUGCUCAUUGCAGACUUAACAGCUUCCAGAGCGUAAUAGACACAUACUACUGUAUACAUACCUGUGUACUCUGUUGCAUCCAAAGGUAUGCUUUGUUUUUACAAAAUGCACUUCAAAUUGUGGUAAAUAAAACUGGUUGAAAACA
Molecule: messenger RNA, 9322 nt
Organism: Erpetoichthys calabaricus (reedfish)
Lineage: Eukaryota; Metazoa; Chordata; Cladistia; Polypteriformes; Polypteridae
Gene: sorcs2
Product: sortilin-related VPS10 domain containing receptor 2
Exons: 27
Coding region: 64-3438 (1124 amino acids)
Cellular component (GO): membrane
Molecular function (GO): protein binding
Source: RefSeq, a predicted model, not a curated record